Molecule: messenger RNA, 2379 nt
Organism: Stegodyphus dumicola
Lineage: Eukaryota; Metazoa; Arthropoda; Arachnida; Araneae; Eresidae
Gene: Top3beta
Product: DNA topoisomerase 3-beta
Biological process (GO): DNA recombination; DNA topological change; DNA repair
Cellular component (GO): nucleus
Molecular function (GO): DNA binding; DNA topoisomerase type I (single strand cut, ATP-independent) activity
Source: RefSeq, a predicted model, not a curated record
AUUUAGUACCGGCGUGUGUUUUGUGUUUGUUAAGUCUGUACUUAUGUAGCAUUUAAUAUUUUGUCAGCAUUUAUGCGUUUAACUGGUUAUAAGUGUUUGUAGUAUUUUAUAUUGUUAUUUAUAAAAAAUGAAGCAAGUAUUAAUGGUUGCAGAAAAACCGUCCUUAGCUCAAUCUUUGGCACAAAUUUUAUCUAAUGGACAUGUGAAACAACGCAAAGGACUGAGUUCAGCUUGCGCUGUUUACGAAUAUGAUGGAACGUUUAACUCUCAGACUGUCAAAUUUAAAAUGACUUCUGUAUGUGGUCAUGUGAUGAGUACAGAUUUCAUCCCAAAGUAUAAUAAUUGGGAUCGAGUUGAUCCAGCUGAGCUGUUUUUAGCUCCAAUUGAAAAAAGGGAAGCUAAUCCCAAGUUGCAAAUUCCUAAGUUCUUGCAGUCUGAAGCACGCAAUUGUGAUUAUUUAAUAUUAUGGCUUGAUUGUGAUAAAGAGGGGGAAAACAUCUGUUUUGAAGUUAUAAAUUGUGUGAAAGGAGUUAUGAGGCCUCCUGCAAACAGAUUUGAGCAGGUCAUAUUUCGGGCUAAAUUUAGUGCUAUUACAGAAAAAGAUAUAAAAGCUGCAAUGAAUCAUUUGACUGAACCUAAUGAAAAUGAAUCUCUGUCUGUUGAUGCCAGACAAGAACUUGAUUUGAGGAUAGGAUGUGCAUUUACUAGGUUUCAAACAAAAUUUUUUCAGAAUAAAUAUGGCAAUCUUGACAGCACGUUAAUUUCAUUUGGGCCAUGUCAAACUCCAACUUUAGGAUUUUGUGUUGAACGCCAUGAUCGAAUUGCUUCCUUUAAACCAGAACCAUAUUAUGUGCUCGCAGUUAAGGUUAUAGCUCCGAAUCAGAGGAUCUUGUCUCUUGAUUGGGAUCGAAUAAGAAUAUUUGACAGUGAAGUUGCAAAUGUUUUCUUUCAAAUCAUUAAACAGAAGACUGAGGCUGUAGUUACUAAUGUCUCCCAAAAAGAAAAAGCAAAACAGCGUCCAUUGGCUUUAAAUACAGUGGAGCUCAUGAGAGUAGCAAGCUCUGGGCUUAAUAUGGGACCUCAUCAUGCCAUGAUGAUUGCAGAAAAGCUUUACACCCAAGGUUACAUAAGUUAUCCUAGAACUGAAACUACAAAUUAUCCAGAAAAUUUUGAUUUAAGGGGUACUUUGCAGUUACAAAGCAGAAGUUCAGAUUGGGGUAACGAAGUGCAGGAACUGCUAGGUGGUACAAUGAUUCGGCCAAGAAAAGGUCAUGAUGCUGGUGACCAUCCUCCUAUAACCCCUAUGAAAUUGGCAAAUAGAAAUGAAUUAGACUCAGAUUCAUGGAAGAUUUAUGAUUAUGUUGUCAGGCAUUUUAUUGCCACACUGUGUCCUGAUUUGAAAUAUCUGCAUACUGUUAUAUCAUUUAAAAUUGGAGAAGAAACCUUUACUUGCUCUGGAAAAGCAUUAUUGGAUCCUGGAUAUACUAAAGUAAUGACCUGGCAGGCUCUUGGUGCUGAAGAAACUCUUCCAGAUUUAAAGCGAGGAGAUAUUUGUAAAGUAACUGAGGUUAAACUCAAUGAAAGACAAACUUCCCCACCUGAUUAUCUAACAGAAUCUGAAGUAAUAACACUCAUGGAGAAACAUGGCAUAGGAACAGAUGCAUCCAUACCUGUGCACAUUAAUAAUAUUUGCCAAAGAAAUUAUGUUACUGUCUCUAGUGGACGUAAACUUAUUCCUACAUCACUUGGAAUAGUACUAGUGCAUGGAUACCAAAAGAUUGAUCCGGAUCUUGUACUGCCGACCAUGCGUGCUGCUGUUGAGAAACAGCUGAAUUUAAUAGCUCUUGGAAAAGAAAAUUAUGAAUCUGUACUUCAGCAUACUCUUACAGUUUUCCGCUUGAAAUUCCAGUAUUUUGUAACAAAUAUUACGGGUAUGGAUGAGUUAUUUGAAGCAUCAUUUAGUCCUCUUUCUGAAAGUGGAAAACCUCAGUCAAGAUGUGGGAAAUGUCGCCGUUACAUGAAGUUAAUUGCCACAAGGCCUUGCCGAUUACAUUGUCCAACUUGUGAUGAAACUUUAUCCGUACCUCAGGCUGGUGGGAAUAUUAGAAUCUUCAGGGAACUAAAGUGUCCUUUAGAUGAUUUUGAACUCUUGCAGUAUACAGGAGGUGCAAAAGGGAAGAGCUUUAUAUUUUGUCCCUAUUGUUACAAUAAUCCACCUUUUCGAGAUAUGCGAAAAUUAUCUGGCUGUAAUUCUUGCACUCAUCCUACUUGUCCGUAUUCACUUCAAAGCAAUGGUGUUUCUAAUUGUUCUAUGUGUGAUGGAGGAGUAUUGGUAUUGGACCCUGGUUCUGGACCAAAAUGGAAGCUUUCUUGUAACAG